AUGAUUCAAUAGGUCUUUGCUUAUAAAAUUGUAAUCAAAAUUUAAAAUCUAAUUGCAUUUGUGGCUUAAUAAAUAAAGUUGUUUGCACAAAUAUAUAAGUAUGUUAAAAUCAUGACGAUUAAAAUGGUUAUUGUAGAGAUAAAUGCUAAAGUAAUUUACAAAGAAAUUGUUUAUGUGGUAAUUAUUCAUCCUCUUUUUGUGGUCUAAAUGAAUAUUGUCAUGAUUUCACAUAACUUACUGGUACAUGUAUUUAAUAAUGUAAUCAAUUCUAAAACAAUUGCAUUUGUGGUUCUACUUAUUAUUCAGAAUGUUCAUCUGAAACUUAUUGCUCAUCUAAAUAAGAAGGAAUUUGUUUACAAUAAUGUUCAAACUUUUUACCUUCAAACUGUAUUUGUGGAAUAAAAACAAAACAGAUUUGUUAAAAUGGAGAAAGUUGUGUAGAUCCAUAUAAAGAUACAGGAAUUUGUAAUUUAGGAAGUUGCUUAUAAUAAUUUUAAUCAAAUUGUUCAUGUGGUGUCAUUAAUUUAGCUUAUUGUAAUAAAAGUUAACAUUGUUUAGAUAUUACAGCUGUAAAUGGAUAUUGUUUUGA
Paramecium sonneborni is the source of this 589-nucleotide messenger RNA. The record is from the annotation of a GenBank genome assembly. Lineage: Eukaryota; Ciliophora; Oligohymenophorea; Peniculida; Parameciidae.